AUGAAUAAUGCAGAAAGCCACAGAAGUGCACUCGCUGAAAUAAUAACCAUCUACAGAAAGAUGAAAAAGGGAAGAGAGAUGCCACAUGUAUAUAAAAGUAGAAAAGGAAGAGAGAUAGAUGAGACAACAGAUUCAGUUUCAGAGACAAUAAGAAGUAUCCCAAAUAUACGAAGAACAGAAAGAGAUGACACUCUACAAAUGACAUUCAACUUUUCGCCUUUGAAUACUUUGAACCCAUCAGGGAUCAAGUACCUCUUCUACUCGAAGAAUUCUGGGCUGGUUCAGACGCAGGUCCUGGAAAAUAUAACUGCAAAUUAUUUGGAGAUGCUAAAAAGCAACUUCUUCUGGCUGAACACGUUCAACCCCUCAGAUUCCGACUUGCAAACACUCUGCAGCAUGUUUGACAUUCACGAGCUCACUUUGCAGGAUAUAAAGGAGGGAAACACAGACGAGAAAAUAGAAGUCUUCAAGCACUACACUUUCAUUUCGAUGAAGCUAAUGGUGGAAGCAGACCCAACGAAUGACGAUAUUGACUUCAAUAUUCUUGUCUUCAAGGAUUUUGUGCUUACUUUUCACGACAAGCCAUGGAUCAGUGUCCAGGACACAUUCAACUUCAUAGAGCUCCUUUCAGCACACACACCACUCACGCCGUCCUGGGUUCUGUACUCGAUUAUAAUUGAAUUCCUCCAGGAUAUAAAAUAUCUGGCAGACGGGUGCACCCUGGAGACCUCGAAGAUACAGGCAAUUUCAAAGAAGUUUAAAGAGCCAGAGAUGGCAGGCCUUUUGAAGAGAAAUUUCAAUGUAAGCUGCCAAAUUAAUUCUCUCCAGAUGACAACCAGAUACAAAAUAGAGAUUCUCACAAUUAUCAAGAACCGGUGCAGAAAGAGAAUUGUUCCACUUGUCCAAAAGUACCUCUCAGAGUCAGUCGAUGACUUGAAGGAUCUUGCAAAAAAACUUGGUGAAAAUCAUCGUGUCCUGGAGAGAGCACAGGACACAUACCUUGCCCUUUUGAAUGUGGCACAGACUCAGGAAGGAAAUGAAAUGAACAAAUCCAUGCGUAGAAUGAGUCUGACAGCCUUGAUCCUUUCUCCCUGCCAAUUACUCUCGGGUAUUUGGGGAAUGAACGUGAGAGUGCCAGGCCAGAAUAAUGAAACCCUCUACCCAUUCUUUGGGAUUGUCUGCUUCUCCUUACUUCCUUUGUUAUUUUACUUUUAUGUGCCGAUUAGACGAACACUGCGCAAGAUGCUUUGA
Molecule: messenger RNA, 1251 nt
Organism: Nematocida ausubeli
Lineage: Eukaryota; Fungi; Microsporidia
Exons: 1
Coding region: 1-1251 (416 amino acids)
Biological process (GO): magnesium ion transmembrane transport
Cellular component (GO): membrane
Molecular function (GO): magnesium ion transmembrane transporter activity
Source: RefSeq, a predicted model, not a curated record